This is a messenger RNA of Oppiella nova, 1368 nucleotides long. Lineage: Eukaryota; Metazoa; Arthropoda; Arachnida; Sarcoptiformes; Oppiidae. The record is from the annotation of a GenBank genome assembly.
AUGGAUACCAUAAUGAACUCAAACACAAUAACAGCUGCCGAUGGACUCGAACUCACGUCUCUGUACGAGAGUUAUAUGGAUGUGAUUCGGGAGUUACUCAUAUCGUUAGCUACUAAAGAUAAGAAUGACAUCGAAAGGGCCCACAAAACCAUUAACUCUCACCUGAGAUUGUGCGACAAAAAUCGUAAAACUGGUCUAAUGUUAACGGUAUUGAGUUAUGUGAAGACACCUAACUAUCAUCGAUAUAGUGAUGUUGAAUCUCACUCCGAGUUACUCUAUGCCUACGGAAUAUGGACUAGUACACCCUCCCAACAGACCUUUGAGUCGGGUUAUAAGUUAGCAACUGGCAUGGCUCAUAUAUUUAUCAGUCUUGUGCCCCCGAAGCUGUUGCGAAUUAUCAAUUUGAUAGGUGUCUCGGGAGUGUACUCUAUAGGCUUCAAUCAACUGAACAAGGUUGCUUUCACGUCCACCAACAUGCAUGGUCAAAUGUGCAAAAUGGUCUUGAUAGUGUUCUGGACCUUUGUGGAGGCACACCUCUUGACAGCCAAAAACGUAGACAUUUGUCAACAAUUACUAAAUAAGAGCAUUGAUAACAAGGCCAAAUUGGCCCAAAUUAGCGGUAAUAUCGAUGAAUCCAUUAAUAUCCAUAAGAAACUGAUUGCUGAUUACGAGUCGGAUAUCGUUGUUAAUAUUAAAUAUGCGCUACUCGUCCGCAAAGGGAUGACACAUUCGCCCGCUUUUACCACUUAUUGUGAGGCAGUGUUCAGGUAUUUGAAGGGAACGGAUGAGUCGGAUACACAGGAAUUAGAAAGGGCUGUCCAACUAUUGGAAAUCGUACCGUCCAUACGGGUCCGGUAUUUCGGUAAAUCAUUGACAGUGGAGAAGAUGGCAGUCAUGAGCGCACAGAAGUUUAGUAAUACCUCCCAGUGCUCUGUCCUACCAGAUAUGGACUUGUUAUACCAAUUGAAUUGUUUGUCAUUCAUUGCGGGCAAUACUAUAUUAUUGGAUCGAUUUAUGGACAGAAUUGGUAGAGAACUCGACAAAUACGCCAAUGAUUUGAGGAGGCCCGAUUUGGUACCCCCUCAAUCUGUAAUGGAGUUAGGAUUAGUGGAACUGGAGCUCAAUAAUAGGGCCGACGCUAAGAAAUGGCUCAAGAAAUCACUCCACGAUUACAGCAAUUAUAUGAAUGAAAACUAUGUCCACAUCCGGGCCUACGCGGCGCUCCGGGAGUUAGGCGUCUCCAGUGAUAAGCAUAGUGUAGAUCAGACCCAAUGCCAGGAGUAUAGAAAUCAAUGGUUAAGGGAUAUUCGCAAUGAAGAGGAAAAUGUGGAUAAAAUACUUGCCAAUGAGUUGGAGAUUAAUGCUUAA